Emiliania huxleyi CCMP1516 is the source of this 781-nucleotide messenger RNA. RefSeq lists its product as hypothetical. The transcript is spliced from 3 exons. The record is from RefSeq and is a predicted model, not a curated record. The annotation marks the transcript as partial. Lineage: Eukaryota; Haptophyta; Isochrysidales; Noelaerhabdaceae.
GCGGCGGGCGGCGACGCGGCCGGCGCGGGCGGAGACAACUUGCGUGCAGUCGCCAUGCACGCACUCGCGGACGCGUGCGGCUCCGUCGGCGCCAUCGUCUCCUCCCUGGCCGCAGAGUGGUACGGCUGGCGCUGGGUCGACCCAGUCUGCUCGCUCCUCACCGCCACCCUGCUCCUCACCUCCGCGCUUCCCCUCGUGCGGCGUUCGGCGAGGGUGCUACUGCUUUGCGCGCCCGCCGGCCUCGACGCGCCAGGCUCGACCGAGGAGCUCGCCUCGGAGAUCGUUGCCGCUGUGCCAGGCGUGCGCCGCGUCGCGGACAUACGAGUCUGGAUGCACACGGCGGUCUCCUCCACGGCAACCACGACGGUGACGGUGGAGCCAGCGGGCAGCAGCGGCAGCUUUGGCGGCGGGGAGGGGCGAGCCUGCGCGGUCAGUCGCGGCGUGGAGGCGGUGCUUCGCCGGCGCGGCGUGGCGCGGGUGUACGUGCAGGUCUUGCGCGAGGGGAGCGGCACGUGGGCCGCAGAGGAGGCGCGGCGUGGUGGGGAAGAGGCGCGGAUUGGCCGCGCGGAGGAGACAAGACGAUCCGUUGGGUCGGGUGACGCUUGAGAGACCAGAUAGACGUAUACUGCAAUACAAUAUAUGCGUCCUAUGUGCGUGAGGCGGAUGGACCGUGGUUCACACGACACAGACAAAUGGUGACACUGAGGUGGGGGGGUGUCCUCUUCGCUCUUGCGUGUUGAUAUGUGCCGAGCCGGUUUAUAAUUAUAGCGUUUUUAUCAUG